Molecule: messenger RNA, 1314 nt
Organism: Fusarium pseudograminearum CS3096
Lineage: Eukaryota; Fungi; Ascomycota; Sordariomycetes; Hypocreales; Nectriaceae
Exons: 2
Coding region: 1-1314 (437 amino acids)
Source: RefSeq, a predicted model, not a curated record
AUGGGCGUCUUCAGCCUCCUUUUUGUUCUCCUGGCCUCGCUUGUUUCCAUUGUGGUGGCUCAGAUACCCUUCCCUCAUUCUAGACAGCCCGUUCUUUCGGUCGAGGUUCUUCCUCCACUUCCAACCUCUGUUGCUCCUGAGCCGACAACUGUCUUGACUGUCGACUGUCUCUUCUGCUCUGUUACUGAUGGCGAAGAAGUGCCUUCUGUUACCGAGUGGGAUCCUAGUGUCGUUACGGUUACGGAGAAAUUCACCGUAAUCACGGAUGAGUUUACUCGUGAGUACAGCACCACGUAUGGAAAGUCUUCGGAAACGAUUAUCUGCGCGCCACCAUGCCACACACUUGUCACUGUCCCUUGGAGGAGUGGCGAGUCCAAGGCUGCCGCAGUAACUCCAUCGCCAAUAAUGACGUCGUGCAUCACGAUAUACAACACCCCUGUCCCUUCGGUAGAGACGUUGACUUCUCCAUACCUGUUGACCUCGACUUCAUGCUCGACUACUUCUACGCAUAUGUCUCCCUGGACAUGGGAGCAGCCUGGUACUUUGGUCUCGACUGGGCUGGCUUCGAGUGAACUCGGUAUCCCCCCUCUGAGUUCAGUUGAGGCAGUGGAGUCGACGGUAACUUAUGUACCAGAGGUCACAGACACUUUCGUCCUGACAAGCAAGACAAAGGUGACUCUCCCAUGGUCUUUUGUAUCUAUCGAGACAUCCUCCACUACCGAGACUUUGACAGAGUCGGUGACUGAGGAAGUCCCCGUCUCGGGGCCCUGCACAACAGACAUCACGGUGACGAUGACAAAGACCAUCACCGAGACAUGGGAGUCCAAGACGCCGUCAACCGCGACGCUGCUCCGUACUAUAUCGACAGUUCUUGUGGAGGCAUAUUCUACGUCGACGGGGGAGGUCGUGGUCGAAGGUACGAAGACCGAGUUGACUACGGUGGAGGCAGUGAGUUUGGGUGCAGAUUGUUCCGAGACGCCAGGCAAAUGUUGCGCAGCAUGCUCAGUCACAGUUGAGUCUGAUUCUGCAAGUGUAGAGACGAUAUCUUCGACUUUUGUAUCGACUUUGACGACUGUCGAGGAGUAUGUGUCGUCUGCUGGGGGUUCAGUAGUACCCGCCCCGUCCGAGACUGUGAUCCCAGGAAGCGAGGUUUCAUCUCCUACCACCUCGUUGACAGUCGUCGAAACAACCACUGUGUCUGGCUCGGAGACCGAGACGGACGGUGCAACCUCCGUUCAGACUGCGGGAGCCGCUCAUGUGACAGCUGCGAUGGGAAUAGGGGCUAUUUUUGGCCUGCUGGGUUUAUUGGCUUGA